Molecule: messenger RNA, 324 nt
Organism: Piliocolobus tephrosceles (Ugandan red Colobus)
Lineage: Eukaryota; Metazoa; Chordata; Mammalia; Primates; Cercopithecidae
Product: small ubiquitin-related modifier 3-like
Exons: 2
Coding region: 1-324 (107 amino acids)
Molecular function (GO): protein binding
Source: RefSeq, a predicted model, not a curated record
AUGUCGGAGGAGAAGCCCAAGGAGGGCGUGAAGACAGAGAACGACAAAAUUAACGACCACGUCAACCUGAAGGUGGCCGAGCAGGAUGGCUCCGUGGUGCAGUUCAAGAUCAAGAGGCACACACCACUGAGCAAGCUGAUGAAGGCCUGCUGCAAGAGGCAGGGCUUGUCAGUGAGACAGAUUAGAUUCAGGUUUGACCGGCAGUUAAUUAAUGAAACCGACACUACAGCACAGCUGGAGAUGGAGGACGAGGACACUAUCGAUGUCUUCCAGCAGCAGACAGGAGGUGCGCCGGAGAGCAGCCUGGCAGGGCAUGGUUUCUAG